GUUUCACUCAUCCCAGCGGUCGACUGCUGCCGUCUUUGUUGCUUGAUAGCUCUGUGUCUGGUUUUCCCUCGCCAGCACACGUCGCCGUCCGCCAUGGACGUCAAUCAGGUGAGUUCGGACACUCGAGGGCUCAGAGGCUCAGAGGGCAGAGCAGAGGAUGACACACGCACGAACAGAAGCACGCCACCAUCCUCCGAUUUCUCCUCUUUGAUGUGUUCGGUUCUGUCUGCGUUCAGUUUGUUGCGAAGGCCCGUGCCGUGAAGGACAGCUUGGCGCUGCUCCUCGACCAAGAUCCCGCCACCAUCGCCGCACAGGUCGGCAACACUCGCUGAUGGAGAGGCCUGGAUGACAGAGGGGCCGCCCACUGUGUCCUUGGUUGAUGCAGGCGUCGUCGCCGGUGGGGUUGGCGUUGAGUUAUCAGCUGGGUUCCGUGGCCUGCCUGCUGGAUACUCUUCCCCUGAAGCUCCAGCAGAGAGAGCCCAGCCUCGCCAGUGCUGUAGCUGUAGAUGCACACACCUCGACCACCGAGGUUGCCGCUGCAUCGGGAGCGUCAGACACAGAGCCACAGGUGGGGUGAAGUGUGUGGCCGUCCAUUGCCAUAUGUGCAUAGAUCCGCCCUCUGGCUUGUUGUGGCUGUCAUGUUGUCUUGUUGCAUUGCAGGCGCCUGUGGUGAGUGGUCCAUCGUAUCGUCUGAUCCAUAGAAGCGGCAACCCUCCCCCCGUCAACCAAGGACCGGUAAGAACUGAGAACGACACCAUGAUACAUCUAAACCAUCUUGACCUUUGUGUCAUGUUGGUUGUCACAUCAGGCCCGUCGUCGGCUGUCGCGUGACGUGUUGGCCAACGUGUUCGGCCACCUGCAGCCUUGGGAGCUCACCCGCUACCGCCGGCCCCUCGGCACGCCCCUCUUCCAUCAGUCGGCCGCCAACUACACCAAACUGGUCAUCGACUGUGAGGACGACACGGCGCGGCAGAUGUGGGAGACCAUGCCCCUGGCCGUGGCACACAGAUGGGGCAAGAGGGCGACCAACGUGCGAGAGAUCAAGCACCGCCACCCCGAGUGGCGAGGCGAAUGGUGCCGCGGCACCUGGGUGGCCCUCGUGGAGGGUCAUGGGAGUGGCCGGGCGGUCAUCGCAGACAAGAAGCGACGGGAGAGGGAGGGCGGGGAGGGCACAGCUGACGCUGCGGCGAUGCGAGACGGUGACGACCCCAGAUCGGCUGACGAGGGCACAUUGGAGGUGUUGCCAUUCGAGGAGGUCAAGCUCGACAAAAGCGUUGACAUCAUCGACCCUCGCCCCUCAUAUCGUCUGCCCCCCGCCCCCGCCGGCCCCAUCCACCUGCCGGCACUCAAGACGGUCGACAACAUUAGCAGCGAGUGCCUGUAUGCUCGCGUGGGUCGCCAGUGGCGGACGCCCGCUGUCAAGACGCUCACCAUUCGAGGCGAUUUGCAUGAGUCAGAGGUGGAGGGUGCGAGGGCGUGGCUGGGUGACUGUGAGGCGAUCGAGGUGCUGGACGCAGACGAGGUGGCCGGUGUGCCAGCCAGUGUGCUGAGUGCGCUGCCCGCCGACGGGAAGUCGCUCGCGGCGCUUCGCACACUGCGCGGCAUCCGGCUGCUUGUUGGUACCCCCGCCGAGAUCGACAGGCUACGUGAGGUGCUGGUGGCGAGGGGCGUUCGGCGGUCCAUUCGCGAGCUCAAGAUCGUGUGGAACACACUGAGCAACACAGACGAGGACUGGGAGAGACUGCAGAAGACCGCACAGCUCGUGUAAGGACACAUCAGAAGGGAAAGGGGUCAAGCCUAGAUGCGCUGCGUCUUUUGGUGGUGCAUUUCUGCAGUGACGCCGUCGCGCAUCCCGAGGCGUUGUCGGGCCGCGUCGUGCGCAAGAGCUGGGGGUGUGGACACAUCGACGCCGAGUUCCUCUCGCGCACCAGCAGCGCCGGCAGUCCCACCAUGCAGAGGAUCGUCGAUGAAUUCGCCAAGACAGCCGACACCGUGAAAUACAAGGGAGGCGACGAGCCCGUCCCUGCAGCCAUCACCGACGACACAUUCCCCGCCGCCCACACCCUGCAGCUGCUUGGCGGUGCCCUUGCCGAUGACGCCAAGGAAGAGCGAGCGAUCGAGAUCGCCUCCCACAUGCCCAGCCUUGCGCGCAUCGAUGUAGGAGACGCAAUCUACGGAGCGCAUCUGGACGCGCCCGCUGAUGAGGUGUGGGUGUUCCUCGAGAGGCUACAGACGGCGCUGGUCAGCAGGGAGCGGGAGAAGAGCCUUUCGGUGGGUCUCGGUCUGCCGGCGAGUGCAUUCCUCGAGCCCCUGAGCGACCAAGAGAGUCCCUGUCUGUGGGGGCGGGACAGCAAUGACAAGCUGCCGCCGAUCAAGGACGUGGCGAUCAACGUGUUUGGUGAGGGGAGAUAGGAGGAAAUGGACAACCAGUACGCAUGGCGUCUCAGUGUAUUGUGUCUGUGUUCAUGUGCUUCAGACGAUGUAGCGGAUGCAGGCGACCUGGAGACCUUCUACCAGCACGCGAUGGCCUCGGUGGCGUCAUUCAGCAACGAGCUCAAGGUGGGCCUCACACAACCCACACACAGAUGAUUCACUGCCGGGCGAUAUGUGUGUGCCCACUGUCAUGUUGGCUGAAUGAAUGACAGGGUCACAAGAGGACCGGAGUAUACUUUCACGAAAGUACUGAUCUGUGCCAGGACUUCGAGCGGCGUUUUGUGGCUGAGCAGGGCGGCCUCAACUUCGCUGGCGGGCCGUACAAGUUCAGCUUCGUUGAUGACACUUUCUCAGCGCCUCACCUGUUGGUCGAGCGCCGCACGUGACCCUCUAGGUGAGGACACCGAAGGAGAUUGGCAAGAGGGCGGUCAGCCCCUGUCUGUCUCCCUCCCUCCCUAUGUGUGUUGUCAGAUCUGACGGCAGCUGUGGGUGCUGGCCUGGAGGGGGAGAUGCUGCACGAGGGAGCAGCUGGUAGCGGGGUGUACAGAUGGAGGAUAGACAGACCGACCAACAGACACACAGACAGACAGACACACAGACAGACAGACAGACAGACAGACAGAUAGACAGCAUAGCUGGACCGAGGGGGCAGGGCCCCUCGGUCCAGCUAUGCUGUCAUGGGCGGGCCGGGCGGUGGCAGCUGCUUAUGGAUGGGUAGAGAGACGUUCCUCCCUCAUUCAUUCAUCCAUCCACGCUGGUUGGUGUGCGUGGGCAACUGCAGUGGAAUGGAUGUGUGCGUCAGUGCGGAUCGGUCCCACUGCCUGCCUGCCUGGGUGGGUGGGUGAAGUGUUCUUUUCUCGCUUGCUGGCUCCCUCCUGUCUGCAUGGCUUUUGCGUUGUCUGUCUCAUGGUAUCUCAGCGGCGGCUGUCACGCACCAGUGUCGGGUGUCAUUGUGUGACUAUCUGGUGACCGGUUGGAUACGGGUGCUGCAUUCCUACAUGAUGAACACUGGCUGAAUUCAUG
This is a messenger RNA of Vitrella brassicaformis, 3456 nucleotides long. The record is from the annotation of a GenBank genome assembly. Lineage: Eukaryota; Vitrellaceae.